Molecule: messenger RNA, 672 nt
Organism: Neltuma alba
Lineage: Eukaryota; Viridiplantae; Streptophyta; Magnoliopsida; Fabales; Fabaceae
Product: UPF0481 protein At3g47200-like
Exons: 1
Coding region: 1-672 (223 amino acids)
Source: RefSeq, a predicted model, not a curated record
AUGGAAGAUGAGGCUAUCCGCAUAGACAUAAAAGCAUUGACAGAGAUUAGCGAAGAUGGCCUCUUGUCGCCUUUGUGCUAUAUCUAUAGGGUGCCCGCAACGAUUCGUCUUCUAAAUGAGGGAGCUUACACCCCUAAGGUUGUUUCCAUUGGUCCUUUCCAUCACGGUGAUGUGAGGCUGCAAGAAAUGAAGAGGCAGAAAAAAAUAAUGUUUAAAAGAUUUGUGCAAGGAGCUAUGGCAGACUCAGACAGUUUGGUUAACUUAGCAAUACAGUCUGAACCAAAGAUUCGUACUUCUUAUUUUGAGAGCAUCAACUAUGAGAAGAAGGAUCUUGUGAAACUGAUAUUAGUUGAUUCUGCUUUCAUCAUUCAACUCUUUAUUAUGGACUACGAAGCUCACCCAGAAGACGAUGCUAAACUCUCACAAUCAUGGUUGGAGGAAGCUAUAUUAAAUGAUUUGGUUUUACUUGAGAAUCAACUUCCAUUCUUUUUCCUUGAAGAGCUAUAUGAUAUAGCCUUUCCACAUAACAGCAGAGGUAAACUCCCUUCAUUUAUUGAGCUCACAUAUUCCUACUUUGACGAAUUUAACGUGCAAAACUUAGAGCCUAAUCACAAGAUCAUAAAGCAUUUCCAGAUCUUGUUAGAUUAUUUUACUUACCGAGAACCCAACUAA